Cladophialophora psammophila CBS 110553 is the source of this 1131-nucleotide messenger RNA. RefSeq lists its product as uncharacterized. Gene Ontology annotation, cellular component: synaptonemal complex. Gene Ontology annotation, biological process: reciprocal meiotic recombination. The record is from RefSeq and is a predicted model, not a curated record. Lineage: Eukaryota; Fungi; Ascomycota; Eurotiomycetes; Chaetothyriales; Herpotrichiellaceae. Gene Ontology annotation, molecular function: ubiquitin protein ligase activity. The transcript is spliced from 5 exons. Bases 1 to 1131 code for a protein of 376 amino acids.
AUGGGGGCAGUUGUCGAACUGCGCUCACGACAGAAGCGAUUGUCACAACUUGCGCGCAUGCACAUCUUUUGCGUCCCCUGUGCCGAAAAGACUGGCUUAUCUACCGCACCUCGGGACCAGCGUCGCUGUCCGGUCUGCAAAACCGACCUACCAAAUGCCCAUGACGCCGUCCGCAAUCUGGUGAACCCCCCCGAGGACUUCAAGACCAGCGUCCUCUGUGGCCUUGACCCUGCGACUAUCAUGGAAUGUACUCAGAGGGCGCUUUCGUUCUGGACAUACCAGAAUGCUCAGGAACAUGCAUAUCAGCAACACAUUGCCAGAAACCUGAUGCAGAGGUACCACCAGCUCAAUGCAGAAGUUGAAAGGAUUGUUAAUGAUGCCAAUACUCGAAUCCAAGCUCUAGAGACGCAAAAUCAGGAACUCACUGCUGAUCGACAUUCAAUGGACCAAAAAUAUGCUCAGCUUUUCGAUCAGUAUCAGGAAAAGAGCAAGAAGCAGGCACAGACUCAGAAGCUCUACGAUAUUCUGAAGCAGAAAGUCAUGUUGGAGAAAAUGCAACCACUCGCUGACGACGACGUGGCUCAGACGUUACAAUCCAUGGAUGCCUUACCACAUACCAAGAAGGAGCAGCCCAUUAUUGCCUCAAGACAAGCGGUUUAUCCACCAGAGCCUCUCAACAUUCCACAAAGGUCAAUUCCUGACUACGGCCGACUGCAAGAAGGACCAGGCCGACUCCAUCCUCAUCAGAGAUCCGGGAGUAGCGUCAGCGGCAGCGAGCAGAGAGGCAUGCUGCCACCGGAGAGACCGCGGAUAUCUAGAAUAUCAAAUCUGGUGACUACUUCAGGAACGCCUCUGCAACGAGUAGCCUUACCGGCUCACUCUCGUCUGGGUGUCAACCAAGCCGGCGUUCCAGCGACAGGGUCGCGUUCUCAGCUUCCGGCUAGCCAUCACCUGCCAGGCUGGUCUCGUCGUCAGAACAACCACUCUAGCAAAGUCAAACAUACAACCCGAAACUACAGUCCAAUUAUUUCAGGCAUGAAAGUCGGUCGAGCAGGGACCUCUGGAUCCCUAGGCUUGGGGCCAAGGUUCAGUGAAUAUGCUGUUAUGCCUGACCCCCUCGGCGCGCACUGA